UUUUUUUUUCUUUUCCUCAGUUUUGUUUGUUCUUGAAGAUUCGUUUUAUAGCUUGUGAAGGGAUCUGCAGAAUCAGUAUAUAUUAGAUCAUGACCGAUGCUAUCCGAAAGAGAUCCUUUGACGAUGCUAACGAUACAGAACUGUAAGUUCGUUUUUUCCUUUGUUUUCAUUUAAAAUGAAAGAAUCUAACAACGACAAAAAAAGAAACGAAGUUAAUACUCUUGAAUCAGCACAAAAUGAACCAACACCGUCUAUUAUUAUGAGUGCUUCAGAGAAAAAAUGGUGUAAACAAACAAUCAGAGCAUUGAGAAGGAACAAGUAUGCUGUUGCCUUCAACCAGCCUGUUGAUCCUGUAUUUUACAAUAUUCCUGAUUACUUCGACAUCAUUAAGAGACCAAUGGAUUUGGGAACAGUCGAAAAAAAGCUAUCAGCAGGCAAAUAUGUCACAAUGGAUCAAUUUAAAGAAGAUAUUGAGCUUGUCUUUGACAAUUGUUAUCUAUACAACAACCCUGGAGAUCCCGUAACGCAAGAUGCCAAGAGACUAGAAGAACAAUACCACAAGCAUGUAAAAAAAGAGCCUACGAGACUCACACCAGCCAUGACAACAAAUGGAAAAGUUGAGCCAACAGUAACUUCAACCUCCACAGUUUCAUCCAAUGCUACAAUAACAAGUAACGACAAUACGGUUAAUCCGCAGAAAACAGAUACUAUAUAUCCAUCACAGCCACAGCAAUCAACACCUCCUGAUACAGUAAUGACAAAUACAACGACAUCUUCACCUGUGCCUACUUCUGCCAAACCACUACAAGUGAAAUUAUCAUUACGAGCAAAUAAUAAAGAGUCCCCAUUAUCCAGCCAAAAGAGUAUUAACGAACAGCAGCAGCGAAAGAUGCCUGAUGAUCAAUAUAAACGGUGUGAAGCUAUAGUAAAAGAAUUGAAAAAGCCUAGGCAUCAGCAUUACAACUGGCCCUUCCGAGAACCUGUCAAUACCGAGAUCACACAGGCUACUGAUUAUUACGAUGUUAUAAAAAAUCCCAUGGACAUGUCAACCUACGAGAAAAAACUUUACGACAAUCAAUAUACACAUCAAGAUGAAUUAAUUGCAGACAUUCGUUUGAUGUUUCAAAACUGUUAUGCUUACAAUCCACCGGGUCAUUUAGUUCACAAACUAGGAAAGGAAUUUGAGGUUAACUUUGAGAAACAGUGGAAGAAGUUACUAGCACGGACAUCAGGGGAUGGUCAAAAAGGGACGUCAAAUUCUUCCUCAGUAUCAACGAAAAAUGUGAAGAAGAGGAAAACAUCAGAUAUAGAUACCGAAUAUAUUCCCUCGGCGGCUGACGAAGGAUCACCGUCAGCACAUCAACUACUACCAACAAAUAAACAUAAACCUCAUACUACAGCCAAAACGAUAGAUGAUAGUCUAUCAGAUGCACUUAAUUCGAAUAAUAAUUCAUCCGCUAUAGCAACGACCGAUAAUGCCACUGUAAUAACGAGCACCUCCAGUGAUACAGCAACAAGUGAAAAUAAGGAAGCGAUAAGUCGUCCUAUAUUACGACUCAAAUUAUCUGUUAAACCCAAGGAUGAUAAAAAAGAAGAGGAUAAACCAAACCCAGCAGCAAAGGCAUCCGGUCUAGCCUUGAGUAAAGAACUUCCAAACCCCAAAUUAGCUAUCAACAAUGUACCACCUGCUGCAAAUGAGAAAAGGGCAGAUGUGAAAAAAGCCUCAAAUUUGAAUGGUAAUAGAAGAACUGCUCUUGCUAUUUCAAAACCACAAUCAUCACAAGUAGCCACCGCAAUCAAGAAAGCAUCUUCACCACCAACUGCGCCCCCACCCAAACCAAAAGAACCUGCAUUACCCGCAUUUGACAUCAAUGCAGUAUAUAAUCAAAUCCAUAACGAAAAAAAAUUGAAGGAGCAACAGAAACGUGAAGAACAAGAAAAAUGGGAACGUAAUGAAAGAAUUAGAUUGGAGAAAGAACGGAUCGCAAGUGAAGAAAGAAUGAAACAGUUGAGGGAAUUCAAUCAACACUUACAAGCCAAACGACAACAAGAUAAGGUUAAGAGAUUAAAUGCAUUGAAUACUCGAACCAUCAAUAUCAGUAAUCAAAAAGUGACACUAACUAAAUUUGAGCAUACGAUCAUGAUGAGAGACAAAGAUUGGCAUGAUAUGUGCGACUGGCAAAAACAGACUAUUGAUUACCGUCAUAUACCUACACCAGGAUUUGUAAAAAGGGCCCCCUUAAAAGUCUCCGAAAUCCGUGCUCGACUUUUGAGUAAACAAGGACGCUUACGGUCUCAAACGAGUAGUCAGGCUGAUAGUUUGAUAGAAGAUGAUGGAGGCUCCGAUAUGGACAUUGACUAGAUUUAAAAGAGAAAGGACUCAUAAGGGUUUAUACAACAAUAAACAUGCUAUGACACCAUUGACAUUU
Molecule: messenger RNA, 2429 nt
Organism: Mycotypha africana
Lineage: Eukaryota; Fungi; Mucoromycota; Mucoromycetes; Mucorales; Mycotyphaceae
Product: Bromodomain-containing protein
Exons: 5
Coding region: 176-2362 (728 amino acids)
Biological process (GO): regulation of DNA-templated transcription; chromatin remodeling
Cellular component (GO): nucleus; chromatin
Source: RefSeq, a predicted model, not a curated record